AUCUCGAACAACUUACUGAGUCCAAAACACCACACUAUUUUAAACGAUGGGUUUUUUUCCAAGUGGUGGUAAUAGGUCCAGGUCCUCCGACGGGGGGUCUACGGGAUCAAGAGCCGCCUCUGUUGUCUUUCGGCUCAUGCAGCUCAUCUCUGCCGCCAUCGUCGCUGGAUUGUUGGGCCGCUAUCUCCACAACGUCCACGAGGGAGGUGGCUUCAAUAACCGUCGAAUCAUAUAUGCGAUCUCCAUUGCUGGCAUCGCCAUAUUCUUCUCGUUACUCUUCAUGCUACCUCUCAAGUACCAAUUCUACGCCUUCCCUUUCGACUUCAUUAUGUUUAUCUUGUGGAUGGUUGCCUUUGGACUUCUUGUAAAUCUUGGAAGCUCAGGCUGUAACUCGAGCUGGUACAGAACCAGCUGGAGUUGGGCAUGGGGAAGAUGGUAUCGACAAACUGCAGGGACAUUUAAUCGCUUUACGGGCGCUGGAUGUAGCAGCUGGAGAGCAACUCUUGCAUUUAGUUUCAUCGGGGGAAUCUUCUGGCUUCUCAGCUUCCUACUGGGCCUUUACUUUUUGACGAAGCACCGCUCCCGCCGUGAAGUCCACGAGGAGGCCCCAAGAAUCAGGAGACAGGAAGACACCCAUGUCAACAGCGGCAUAGCCCCCGUUUACCACGAGAACCGCAACCAAACCAGAGAGUACCGAACCACACCAGCGGAAACUAUUCAGUCCCGAACCGAGCCUGCUGCAACAUAUGUCCAGCCACCGCAGACUCAGGGCACGGCGGCGACAACAUAUUCCCAGCCGCAGUACACGACGACCCAGGAAUAUGCGACGCACCAAUAUCCUACACAGCAGUACGAAAGCACGCCGGAAACAAUAGUUGGCCAGACAGCACAAGAUGUACUUUCCAACUAGCGCGGAAACAUCGAGUAGGUUGGCGAUUGGGGUUUUGCGGAAAUGACGGUUAAAUGGAAAUAUGGGAGGGAUGCGAGGAAUGGAAAAAGGGCGGGAGACUUCCGAAGACUCAUCUGUCGAAGGGGGGGUAUACCGUCGAGCAGUCUG
This is a messenger RNA of Pseudogymnoascus destructans, 1057 nucleotides long. RefSeq lists its product as uncharacterized. Gene Ontology annotation, cellular component: membrane. The transcript is spliced from 3 exons. Lineage: Eukaryota; Fungi; Ascomycota; Leotiomycetes; Thelebolales; Thelebolaceae. The record is from RefSeq and is a predicted model, not a curated record. Bases 47 to 910 code for a protein of 287 amino acids.